Messenger RNA from Lonchura striata (white-rumped munia), 753 nucleotides. RefSeq names its product zinc finger AN1-type containing 2A (gene ZFAND2A). Gene Ontology annotation, molecular function: zinc ion binding. Gene Ontology annotation, biological process: protein targeting to ER; proteasome-mediated ubiquitin-dependent protein catabolic process. Gene Ontology annotation, cellular component: cytoplasm; endoplasmic reticulum. The record is from RefSeq and is a predicted model, not a curated record. NCBI's taxonomy places the organism in Eukaryota, Metazoa, Chordata, Aves, Passeriformes, Estrildidae.
CCGCUCCGUGUCGCUGUCCCCGCUCCGUGCCGCUGUCCCCGCUCCGUGUCGGGCCCCGCUCCGUGCCGCUGUCCCCGCGGGCAUGGAGCUGCCGUGGCUGGGCCAGCACUGCUCCGAGCGCACCUGCAAGCAGCUGGAUUUCCUUCCUCUGAAAUGUGAUGCAUGUGGGGAAGUCUUCUGUAAAGAUCACAUCCGUUACGAUGAGCACAAGUGCAGCUCUGCCUACAAGAAAAAUGUGCAGGUCCCAGUGUGUCCCCUCUGUAACACUCCUAUCCCAGUGCAGAAGGGAGAAAUCCCAGAUAUUGUGGUUGGAGCCCACAUGGAUAAGGACUGCAAAUACAAUCCAGCACAGCAAAAGCAGAAGAUCUUCACAAACAAAUGCACCAAGCCAGGCUGCAAAAGAAAAGAGAUGAUGAAGGUGGUUUGUGAACAGUGUGGUGGCAGCUUCUGCAUAAAACAUCGGCAUCCUCUGGAUCACGACUGCAGAGGGAGCAGCCAGCCCAUCUCCAAGGCAGGAUAUGCAGCUCUGAUGAGAGCAUCUCAUCCCUCCUUCAAGUCCCCGGGAGCAACUGGAGCGCCUUCUAAUGGGAAUUGUCAGCACAACAGGUGCAGAUAGUAGAGGCUCAUCACAUCUGGAUCAAACCUUUAAAAUAAAGUUAAUAUUUUUCCCCUCUCUUUAAAUUUCUAUGUAAUUAACUUAUUUUUGUCAUUAUUUUGUAUGCAUUCAAUAAACUGUUACCCUUUCCAAGCCAA